GACCUAUAUCUAUCCACCACGGAUAAACUUGCCGAUCUUGCUAUUUCGUGCCAGCUUCCUUUGUCCGAAUUGCAACAGCUCGAUGCUUAUCGAGCGCGGUUCCAGGCCGUGCGAAUUGAUGCAGAUGCUGCGAUCCGCGCUCGUUCUGAACGAUUUAUGCUGGCAAAGCAGACUACUCUUGAUUCUUGGAUCGACGACCACAGUUCAUCUUCGGACUGUGAAGAAAAUGAAGAACUUAUUUCAGCAAUAAGCGAAAGUGUAGAUGAGGCUAGCCAAAAUGCUCUCUCUGCGUCGAGGCAGCGGCCUCGGAGAGUUUCUACCUCGGGACAAGCUUUGGAUUUAGCCGCUAACCUAUUACCCUCACCAGUGCACGAAACUGUU
Molecule: messenger RNA, 381 nt
Organism: Protopolystoma xenopodis
Lineage: Eukaryota; Metazoa; Platyhelminthes; Monogenea; Polystomatidea; Polystomatidae
Source: the annotation of a GenBank genome assembly